Messenger RNA from Coregonus sp. 'balchen', 4886 nucleotides. The record is from the annotation of a GenBank genome assembly. NCBI's taxonomy places the organism in Eukaryota, Metazoa, Chordata, Actinopteri, Salmoniformes, Salmonidae.
AUGAACAGAUUGUUGAACUUAGAACAUUUUGGUGAUCACAAUGAUACUGUCUGGAUAGGGCUGUAUAAUGAUGUUAACAGCUGGAGGUGGUCUCUGGAAGAUUGGGCCUAUUAUGGUGACGGAGAGGCUGAGUUUAGGCAUUGGAAGAGUAGCCAACCUGAUAACAGCAACGGCACGGAACACUGUGCGGUCGUGCUAGAUAGGAAGUGGCAAGAUGAGGAAGUUCCUUCAUCUGCUGCAUCGGAGAGAAAUAUGUUUCUCAUUUCUGUAUUUCCACCUCUAGAACCCAUAAGAAUACUAAUCCAACUAAUAUAUUAUUAUGAUCAUCACUCAAACAGUACCGGUAUAGCCUCAUUGUUGUCAAGUCGGGUCUAUUUCAACGAUUAUUGGCCACCGUAUUAAUGCUCCCUAAAGCUGAUGUCGGUGUUAACUUUUAGGUUGCUUGCAAAUUUUACCCUCUGGUGGGUAUCAUCAUCAGUAAUAAAUAAAACCUGCACUUUGAGCAGACCAAGGGCAUAUUUAUCUUUUUGACAAUCAUUCCGUAACACCAAAAUAAAGUAUUUCCUCGUUUAACAUGGCAAAUCUACUGUGGCAAUUUAACUUAAUUUAAUUAUCAUUAUUUUACUUAUUUUUUACGUUUUACGAAUGGAAAAAUCACAUUGAUGUACACUUAUAAAUGUUUCAUUAAUCACAUAUUUGAAGGUGAGACAACAAACAGGUCGAGAUUUAUCUUUGUGAAUAAAUCAAUAAAAACCUUCAGUGAAGCUCAGAGCUACUGCAGAGAGCACCACACAGACCUGGCCAGUACCUCUCCUGUAGCCCUUAUUUAUACAUUCAUAAAGCCUUGAUAACAGCUACAUAAGACAUUAUAACAUCAGUCAUAGCCAGUCCUAAAUAUUUAAAGUAACAGUAGCCACCACUAACAAAUUCAUUUUAUAUUUUCUAUGGUAUUUUAAGGUAAGAAUAACAGCCAUGUUUUCAUUGAGAGUAAGAAGAACUGGUCUGAAGCUCAGAGUUACUGCAGAGAGUCCCACACAGACCUGGCCAGUAUGAGGAACCAGACUGAGAACCAGGAGAUACAGAAGAUGGUGUCUAAGGGUAGUACAGUGUGGAUCGGCUUGUGGAAGUGGUCGGACGGGAGUGCCUCCUCCUUCAGAUACUGGAAGGAAGGAGAACCAAAAAACAGCGACAGUCAACCACAAUGUGGAGCAGCAAUGUUCAAGGAAGUAGACAUGUGGACGGAUAGAUGGCUGGAUUGGAACUGUAAUGACACACAUCCCUUUGUUUGCUACAGUGGUGAAUUACUGUAAAAACUAUUCUUGUAAAUUGGCAAACAACUGGAUUGCUUUUGUAAAGAAAAAUACAUUAUGUUCUUCCAUUUGUUGUCUUUGAAUGUUUGGGUCUAUGCAAAAUGUCUGUUUAACUCUCCCUUAAAGGGGAACAGAAACACUUUAGGAAGUAAAUCAAAGCAAAGAUAUGUAUUCAAUCCACUAAUACUAAACAUGUGCAUCUAUGAAGAGGACAUAGGUACCUUUAGAAUAAUAAUAAAACCAUUAUUACUAACAGGCCCAUGGAUGCAGUAUUGAAAUCCUGGCUCCUGACAGGCAUCCAAGUGUGAGGGUGCACUUGAGGGACUCACAUGCUGAUAUCUGGCAUGAGUAUGACCUGUGGCACAUUGCCAAAGGUGUGAGGAAACAGCUGGUGGCCAUCGGGAAGCCAGAGGUACUGUCAUAUAUUUUAUAGUAAAAUCAGAACUAUGAUUUGUGUAACUUAUAUCUGGCUCUAGGACCAUCCCAGCGGACUCUCCUGAGUGCCCAAAGAGAGAGAGUGGCCGUCACUUUGGGGGAGCGGGCUGGUGUUCCGAAAAUGGAGAAGGAGCAGGCCAUUCAACAGCGAACUCAAAGAUACACACAUCCAUAAAGAGAAUCGGAGUGGAAUUGUUUUUCGUCUGAUUUAUUUACACGUUUCAACGGGCGUGCUACCUUGUCCCGGACCUGCUGUUUCGACUCUCUCUCUCCCGGACCUGCUGUCUCGACCUAUGAAUGCUCAGCUAUGAAAAACCAACUGACAUUUGCUCCUGAGGUGUUGAACUGUUGCAACCUUUAUAACCACUGUGGUUAUUAUAUUUAUGUAAAAAGGGCUUUGUAAAAUACAUUUGAUUGAUUGAUUGAUUGCUGUGCUGCGUGCUGUGUAUUCACUAACUGUCUGAGUGAUGGGACAUCUUUAUAGUAUCUGUAACAUAUUUUGGUGUGUAUUUAAUCUGCAACUUAACUUAAAGUGGCAAUCAGCAGUAGAAACAAUAACAAAGUAUACUCCCUGCUCCUCUUUCGGUAAAAAGCUGAGGGAUGGGGCUGGAGAAAUGUAACCACUCUCAAAUUCAUAGAGCUAUAGAUGCAAGGACUGAUCAUCCAUGAUAUCAAAAUUAUAGUUUCAACCAUGUUUUGAGGCUGUAUUGUGUUUGCUGACAUUUUCUUUGUUUAUAAACGUUGGAGUAAAACAAGCCUAUAUUUGGGGUUCUGAUGGAGUACGACAGUUGAACUAAGCUCAUGAGGCAUUUAUAAAUUAGAUUAUUCAAGAAUCAUGGUUACAUAUCAUUAAUUUAUAAGUGCAAAAAUGGCGGUAGCAACUGCAGAUUGCCCCUUUAAGGUAUGCUACUGUUUGUCGAUUGAUCUUGUACAUGAAGCAAAGACUUGCAAUCACAAGCCUUUCAUGUGAAUCCUCUUCUUGUUUCAUUGGAACUUGUAAAAACACCUUAAUAACCCUGUAAUCGACUAUGUAUUUUUGUACUCCUGAUUCUAUGAUCUGUUUCCACUACCAUGUAGCCAUGUUGCUUUGGAUAAAGGCAUCUGCUAAAUGGCAUAUAUUAUUAAAGUCUCCUUUAACUCUGCCAACAAAAUUUACCUGCCUAGUGUAGUUACCAUUUCUUUCCAAUAGAUGGCAGCCAAAGCUAGUUGAAGUCACUACUCUAGCAACACGGAUACGGGGUUAGGGCGCAUUGAAAGUAGUUUUAUCUUCCAAAGCAAGUUUAUAUGGUUACGCUUGAACCUUUUGGACAAGCUAACUAAUACUAUUUUUACAUAAGGCGCAGGCAUUAGGCCUAUGUAAAAAAAUUACAGCAGGCUAGAAAUGGUUUUAUUCAAACUCAAAGCCUACGUAAAUGCCACUUGCUUCUGGGUAUGCGCGCCUUAUGGAAGAGACGAGACACGCAUGGAUGACACGCCAUACACCUCGUCCAAUUCUCCCUUGAGCCCAUAGAGUGAACUGGCGAUAAACUGCCAGCCUGUAUACUCUGCAAACAAAAUCAUAAGCAAAAUGUGUCUGAUACCGAAACUAAAUCACAAUGUAUGUAUAAUGAGCACGCCCCAUUAUUGGUUAGAAUGACAUUUCAUGAAUCAUGAUGCUGUCUCCGAUUCCAACCCUGGUCGUCUAAUCAAAAGGUGAAUGCGUUACCAUGGCGCCAAACAACGCUUGUGAUAAACAUAAUUAUAGGUUAAUGAUUAUAUAUAUUGAGCACCUAUCCACUACUGAUGUUAGCUUUAAACAAUUUAUAAUCAAGCUAAAUUUCUGCAAUUAUUUAACUGGCAUACUGGCUGCUGACUGGUCGAGUAACCUCUUCUGCCAGGAACUCCUUCAUAAGGAUUAGUGACGCGUCCAAUACAUCGCCAUCCAGACAGACUGUCAGGAACCUCUGACUGGUGUAAUACAGCCACCAUCCACUGGGAUUUUGUGCUGUACCGCCACAAUCUCUCUACAACACACACACUCAUACUGUGUCACCGCUACGCCGACCUCUAGAUGAGGUGUUUCAAGCGGCAGAUCUGUGUUGUUACUGCUACGAGAACGAACUCUUUGAUCUGGGGCAACGAUCGGCUCAAACAUGAACGACUUCAGUAGGUUUAUUGGCUCCCAAACUAACGUUAUUUCAUCCUCUGUUAUAAACUCAUUCUCAGACUCGGAGCUACUCUUGGUAAAUUCAGCCAUUUUUGGGAGUUCCAAAAUGUUCUCUCCUGCCAGUGACGCAACAAUGCCAAUAUGCCGGUUUACAGUUACAGUUAGCUGCCGUUCUAAAUCCUAGUGUUUCCAUUCCCUUUUAACUUUACUUUGUAACAUACACUGCGAUCAAGUGAAGAAGACACAGCAGGUGGUGAGAGUGACGCUCUGUCUCUGUAUCAGUUAGCCCCAGUGAAGAAGACACAGCAGGUGGUGAGAGUGACGCCCUGUCUCUGUAUCAGUUAGCCCCAGUGAAGAAGACACAGCAGGUGGUGAGAGUGACGCCCUGUCUCUGUAUCAGUUAGCCCCAGUGAAGAAGACACAGCAGGUGGUGAGAGUGACGCCCUGUCUCUGUAUCAGUUAGCCCCAGUGAAGACGACACAGCAGGUGGUGAGAGUGAGGCUGACCCCAAAGGACCAGAACAUGGACCUGACUGAUCCUGCCAUACAGGAGGCCAUCUUGCAGCAGGUGAGUCUCACCUUCUUCAUGAAAAAGCUAUUUCGUCAAUUAUAACAAGAAGAGGUACAUUUCUAUCUUAUUAGAAAUUAUUUUAAAAGAUGAGGCCAAUCAAGAAAUUGUGUGACUGAGUUACCCUUUCGGGGCUAUAGACAAAUCUACAGUAUAACAAGGAUAUGAAGCAUGAUGGUACAUGAAGCAUUAUGUUACGUUACAUUACAUUAUAGCAUAGCAUAUUAUACUAUAUUAAGAGUCUCUCUAUUCCUCAGAUAAAGGAGCUGAGGGAGAAGGAAAUGUCUGCUGUCAAACUGAGAUGGAAGGAGCAGCCCGAUGGAAAGAUAUUCAACAAGGAAGAAAAGAGGGAGUCCCAGAAGAAGAAGAAAAAGAAGAAGAAGAAGAAGAAGAAGAAGAAACCAGUUAUGACAAAGAGAGAACUCUAA